Molecule: messenger RNA, 1088 nt
Organism: Carlito syrichta (Philippine tarsier)
Lineage: Eukaryota; Metazoa; Chordata; Mammalia; Primates; Tarsiidae
Gene: PAX4
Product: paired box 4
Exons: 10
Coding region: 1-1053 (350 amino acids)
Biological process (GO): regulation of transcription by RNA polymerase II; anatomical structure development
Molecular function (GO): RNA polymerase II cis-regulatory region sequence-specific DNA binding; DNA-binding transcription factor activity, RNA polymerase II-specific
Source: RefSeq, a predicted model, not a curated record
AUGCAGCAGGACGGGUUCAGCAACAUGAAUCAGCUGGGCGGGUUCUUUGUGAAUGGUCGGCCCCUGCCCCUGGACACCCGGCAACAGAUCGUGAGGCUGGCAGUCAGCGGAAUGCGGCCCUGUGACAUCUCCCGCAGCCUUAAGGUAUCUAACGGCUGUGUGAGCAAGAUCCUAGGGCGUUACUACCGCACAGGUGUCUUGGAACCCAAGGGUAUUGGGGGGAGCAAGCCGCGUCUGGCUACGCCCCCUGUGGUGGCUCGAAUCACCCAGCUGAAGGGUGAGUGUCCGACUCUCUUUGCCUGGGAGAUCCAGCGCCAGCUCUGUGCUGAAGGGCUUUGCACCCAGGACAAAACUCCUAGUGUCUCCUCCAUCAACCGAGUCCUGCGUGCGCUACAGGAGGACCAGGGACUACCCCAGGCACAGCUCCAGUCACCUGCUGUUUUGGCUCCAGUUCGCCCUGUUCCCUAUAGAGGUUCUGAGGCUCCCCGGGGUCCCCACCCAGGAACCGGCCACCGGAAUCGGACUAUCUUCUCCCCAGGCCAAGCUGAGGCUCUGGAGAAAGAGUUCCAACGUGGACAGUAUCCUGACUCAGUGGCCCGUGGAAAACUGGCCGCUGCCACCUCUCUGCCUGAGGACACGGUGAGGGUCUGGUUUUCUAACCGAAGAGCCAAAUGGCGCCGGCAAGAGAAACUCAAGUGGGAAAUGCAGUUGCCAGGUGCUUUCCAGGGUCUGACUGCACCAAGGGUUUCCCCAGGAAUCGUCUCUGCACAGAAGUCUGCUGGCAGUGUGCCUGCAGCAGCCCUGCCUGCCCGGGAACCUCUGAGCUCCUCCUGCUAUCAGCUGUGCUGGGCCACAGCACUAGACAAGUGUCUGAGUGGCACCCCACCCCAAGCCUGUCUCAAGCCCUAUUGGGAUGGUCACUCCUUCAUCUUUCCUGUGAUCUCUCCCCCAUGUGUGGACCUUGCCUGGCCCUGCCUUGCUGUCCCGCCUGUGCAUCACCUGAUUGGAAGGGCUGGUGAAGCGACGUCCACCCACUUCUCACACUGGCCUUAAGAGACCUCCACUUGGCAGUAAUAAAAACUUUUUUU